Messenger RNA from Symphalangus syndactylus (siamang), 2573 nucleotides. RefSeq names its product transmembrane protein 184C (gene TMEM184C). The record is from RefSeq and is a predicted model, not a curated record. NCBI's taxonomy places the organism in Eukaryota, Metazoa, Chordata, Mammalia, Primates, Hylobatidae.
AAAAGAGCUGGAAGUCCUGGUUUGGCCUUGGGUUCCGCGGUAGGGGAUGUCCCGUGCGAGAGAAUGAGGAGAUCCUGCGGCCUUACCUACUAGCGGAAUCGGGUGAAGAGACGCCUGCCAGUGCGGGAGGUAGGAAGCUCGAUCCCCAAAGAAAAGAGCGAGUGGGCAGGCAGCUGCGAGACAGAACCGGAGUGUGCAGGGUCCCUAGAGGCCGGUUGCUGGUCGGUGCUGCUCUCCUGGAAGCCAUGGUGCAGGCAGAGCUCAGGGCGAUCCCCAGGAGCAGCAGAAGAAGAAGACACAGCGCCGGUCCAGGAGGUGGCUCGAGCUGUUCGUAAAGUCGUCCGACAGCUUUUUCUCCGUAGUAUGCGAGUUGACAAAACAGCCAGAGAACAGGGCUUCCCAUUACAAUCUUUUCGAGCUCUUUUCCCUUGCUAACCGGAUCUGAUUUGUGCGAAAACAUGCCUUGCACUUGUACCUGGAGGAACUGGAGACAGUGGAUUCGACCUUUAGCAGCGGUCAUCUACCUGGUGUCAAUAGUGGUUGCGGUUCCCCUAUGCGUGUGGGAAUUACAGAAACUGGAGGUUGGAAUACACACCAAGGCUUGGUUUAUUGCUGGAAUCUUUUUGCUGUUGACUAUUCCUAUAUCACUGUGGGCGAUAUUGCAACACUUAGUGCAUUAUACACAACCUGAACUACAAAAACCAAUAAUGAGGAUUCUUUGGAUGGUACCCAUUUACAGUUUAGAUAGUUGGGUAGCUUUGAAAUAUCCCGGAAUUGCAAUAUAUGUGGAUACCUGCAGAGAAUGCUAUGAAGCUUAUGUAAUUUACAACUUUAUGGGAUUCCUUACCAAUUAUCUAACUAACCGUUAUCCAAAUCUGGUAUUAAUCCUUGAAGCCAAAGAUCAGAAGAAACAUUUCCCUCCUUUAUGUUGCUGUCCACCAUGGGCUAUGGGAGAAGUAUUGCUGUUUAGGUGCAAACUAGGUGUAUUACAGUACACAGUUGUCAGACCUUUCACCACCAUCGUUGCUUUAAUCUGUGAGCUGCUUGGUAUAUAUGACGAAGGGAACUUUAGCUUUUCAAAUGCUUGGACUUACUUGGUUAUAAUAAACAACAUGUCACAAGUGUUUGCCAUGUAUUGUCUCCUGCUCUUUUAUAAAGUACUAAAAGAAGAACUGAGCCCAAUCCAACCUGUUGGCAAAUUUCUUUGUGUAAAGCUGGUGGUUUUUGUUUCUUUUUGGCAAGCAGUAGUUAUUGCUUUGUUGGUAAAAGUUGGCGUUAUUUCUGAAAAGCAUACGUGGGAAUGGCAAACUGUAGAAGCUGUGGCCACCGGACUCCAGGAUUUUAUUAUCUGUAUUGAGAUGUUCCUCGCUGCCAUUGCUCAUCAUUACACAUUCUCAUAUAAACCAUAUGUCCAAGAAGCAGAAGAGGGCUCAUGCUUUGAUUCCUUUCUUGCCAUGUGGGAUGUCUCAGAUAUUAGAGAUGAUAUUUCUGAACAAGUAAGGCAUGUUGGACGGACAGUCAGGGGACAUCCCAGGAAAAAAUUUUUUCCCGAGGAUCAAGAUCAAAAUGAACAUACAAGCUUAUUAUCAUCAUCAUCACAAGAUGCAAUUUCCAUUGCUUCUUCUAUGCCACCUUCACCCAUGGGUCACUACCAAGGGUUUGGACACACUGUGACUCCCCAGACUACACCGACCACAGCUAAGAUAUCUGAUGAAAUACUCAGUGAUACUAUAGGAGAGAAAAAAGAACCUUCAGAUAAAUCCGUGGAUUCCUGAACAGUAUGGAAAAGCAAACUGUGCAACUACUACAUUAUUAUCAUUACCUGGUAUCCCAUGGAUUUUGUGCUUGGGACAGACCAUAAAUGAUGGAAAAUGUCAACAAAAAAAUAGCUGAAAGCCAGGUACAACUACUGGAUUUAUAUAUGUAAAAGUUUUGUAUAUCAAAAAUAAUUGGUCUAAAUUUCCUAGACUUAGACUUGAUUUCUUAACAUUAGGGUAUCACAUACUCAAAUGGUAGACAAUGACCCCAACUAAAUCUUCCUGAUGUUACACUGCUUUAUCAAGAGGAUGGACUUUUUUUUUUUUUUGAGACGGCAUCUUGCUCUGUCACCCAGGCUGGAGUGCAGUGGCGCAAUCUCGGCUCACUGCAAGCUCUGCCUCCCGAGUUCACGCCAUUCUCCUGCCUCAGCCUCCUGAGUAGCUGGGACUACAGGCACCCGCCACCAUGCCCAGCUAAUUUUUUUUGUUUGUUUGUUUUAGUAGAGACAGGGUCUCACCAUGUUAGCCAGGAUGGUCUUCAUCUCCUGACCUCGUGAUCCACCUGCCUCGCCUCCCAAAGUGCUGGGAUUACAGGCGUGAGCCACUGCGCCUUGCCGAGAAUGGACAUUUUUAAAAAACAAAUCAGUACUUCCUACCACUGCUGCAUGAGUAUAAUGCUCCGGAAUUAUCAGGAAGCAUAAUGCAGAAAUACGAAUUAGUGGAACUUAAUCGUGUGCCAUAUAAGCUUACCUAACAAACAGUUAUAUCUCUAUUCCUCAACUGAAUGUCUUUCAAUAAAUAAGAAUUUAUCAUUUA